AACACAAAGAUUGUUACCGCUGUUGUUUGCAACACAACAAAAAGAUCAGUCAUCAGUUAAAAUCAACUUUGCUUCACAUUUUGACAAAGAAAUCGGCAAGCAAAGCAAGAGCUCCAAAUCGAAAACUGUCAAAAUGUCGAUCAAUGCACAAGUCCACCUUACUAAUAACGAAAAUAAUAAAAAGAAUGACAAAACACUUAAACAAUUGUUUCCAAAACGUGAUGAGUGCUCACAUGUUUCUUGUUAUUGUGAAGAAAACGUCUGGAAACUAUGUCAGGAUGUGUCAUUGAGAAUUCCAGAAGAAUUGGACAGAUGUUUCAUCGUAUUUAUAUCGAACCCCUGCCGUACGGUGCCUCUAUGGAAACAAAGGGCUGGGCGCGAGGAGGAUCGUCUCGUCAUAUGGGAUUACCAUGUGAUAUUUCUUUACUCCUGGGAUAAUAAAACCUGCCUUGUGUAUGACUUGGACUCUGAGUUGCCAUUCCCAACAUUUUUCCACAAAUAUGUUACUGAGACAUUUAGAACAGACCAAGUUCUGAAGUCAGACUUUCACAGGUUCUUCCGUGUAGUGCCUGCAAAACAAUUUCUGCAAACAUUUGCUUCGGAUCGUCGUCAUAUGAAGAGACCAGAUGGCUCAUGGAUUAAGCCACCACCACCAUACCCAGCAAUAUGUACACCAACAUCAACUCACAAUCUAGAUGAGUACAUCAACAUGGACCUAGGUGUUGGCCCUGGUCAGGUAUUUAACUUGACAGACUUUGUUCAGCGGUUCUACAAGAUAAACAAGUAGUACAAAUAUGGUACUGGUAGAUAGUCAAAUGUUAUUUUAGAAUUAGUUCCAUGGCCCUAUUGGUUUGUGUUUUAUGUUGAUUAUGUUUUAAUAAUCUUGUUUUUUUUGUUAUCCCCAAAUAUUCAUUUAUUGCCCCAAAUAAUUACUAUUACUAAAAAACAGGAAUUGUGGUGCCAUACUGGUGACAGUUUUAUGCCAAUGUUAAUGAUAUGUAAUUUUCUUUAAUAUUAUGAUAGUAGAAAUUAUUCUAAGUUAAAGUGAAAAUUGGUGAUGCUUUAUAGAUUGGUUAAAAGUGAAUUAUCAAACAAUACAUAAAGAGUGAAGUUAACAUUUUGAAAGCACAAUACAUUAACAAAUUCUCCUCACAAACACAAAGAAAUGAUAUAUAAUGCACAAAAGUUACAUAGUAUCAAAUCAAACAGUAUCACUAAAUUUUAAAUAUAUAAAAAAGAAAUAUUUUUAUGUAGGUUUAUCUGAAUAAAUAUUGAAAUGAUUCAUUAUUGUAGUGUUUACAGUUAUAUUUACAUAAUAUAUUAUAAAUAAGCAGUUAUAAAUCAGAAGCCUACAUGAAAAUAUAUAAUUCUAAAAUAAUUUGAAUAAUGAUAAUAUUGAAUAUGGCAAGUUAUAUAAUAAUUCAGGGCACUUCUAUUCCCUUUAAAAAUUAGCUGAUUUUGAUAUAGAUAGUUAAAUUAUUCAGCAUAGAUUAUAUAUUUAACCAAGAGGCUAGUGCUUAAAAGUUUCAAUUUUAUAUGAAUAAUAAUAUUAAUGAGUGAAUAGUGUUUUGGAUGUUCUGCUGUUUUCUUUCUAAUUGUCGUUGUUGUGAAAGAUUAUAAUUACGUAUUACGUAGAUCAUAUAUUUAUUCUCAUUUUGACUGAGGUAAUCCUUGUUUACGGAUUGUGUGUUACCUUGAGUGAUAUAUUAAAGUUUAAGUAACUUUAUAGUAGUGUAUAUGGUCGCAGGUAGCUUUUGUAUGUUGUUAAACUAUUUAAUAAUUUUGUAACAACUUUUAUACACUCUUUUUAUUCUUCCCUAGCACCCUUAGAAAAUGAUAAAAAUACCAAAAAAUAUAUUUAAGAAUAUUCGCUUACGAUAAGGGUUAUUCCAAUGUUUAAUCCACUUCUAUAGAGAAGGAAUCAGUUUGUUCAAGUCCUUCCACCUAGCUAUUUAGUAUUAAUUGAUAUAAUUAUGCAAACAUAAGGAAUCUUAUCUAUUGUUCAAAAUCUUGAAAUGUUUAUUUUACCUAAUAUAUUUACACUAUAUAAAUUAUACCUAUUUUACAUUUUCUCUAUUAUGAGUAAUUGAGUAUAUUACCUAUUUAAAAACUUUAUAAUUAAUUAAGGUUAAGAGUAUUACAAUAGCACAGAAGAUGAGGUUACAAAUAUUGGGUUCGUGAUUAUUUUUAUUAUUAAUGCAUAACUUGUAUCAACUUGACUAUCCAAAUGAUUUCUGCAGGGUUCGUGAUCUGUGUUCGUACUUUUAAAAACUGUCCAAUCUUGUAUUUAUUAAGGUUUUAAACCUUUUUAUUUAAACCCUCCUAUUUAAAUAUGCUUAUCUGCCUACUAUCUUGGAUAAAUUUAAGCGCAUUUAAAGUCUAGUCAUUAUAUUUAUUGAUCCUCCUGUUAUUGAAUUCGUCACAUUAGUAUUUAGUCGAGGCGUAGCUGGAUAUUCUAUGGGACCAAACUCUUUCGACUGGAUGCGGUGAAACCCGGAGCGUAGAGCGAAUAUUUAAUUCCUGGAAGUGUGUUUACGACCCAUUGGUUACGCCUUAGUCCUACAUAUUAUCCACUUGUUACCGACUUACUCAAUCGAUACCUUCCUUCUACGCCUUCAAGUUUUAUCUAUUGACUGACAUAUGAGUGAUAAUUAUUGUGCUUGUGCUUUUAAUGUACCAAGUUACAUGUUUUUAUUUUAAGAUUUAUCAAGCAAAAUAAAAGAAACACUACACGCUA
Molecule: messenger RNA, 2737 nt
Organism: Trichoplusia ni (cabbage looper)
Lineage: Eukaryota; Metazoa; Arthropoda; Insecta; Lepidoptera; Noctuidae
Gene: tun
Product: protein N-terminal glutamine amidohydrolase-like
Cellular component (GO): cytosol; nucleus
Molecular function (GO): protein-N-terminal asparagine amidohydrolase activity; protein-N-terminal glutamine amidohydrolase activity
Source: RefSeq, a predicted model, not a curated record